GGGAGAAAGAGGGGAGGAAUAAUGAUAAAGUGGGACGGUUGGUCUGACUGGGCAUUUUCAUUCUUCGACAGGGACCUUGAGCACUAUGCCGGACCCCUUUCCUUUUGAUAUUUGUACAUGACCACGAACGCAACCAUGAACGAUGGCUCUUCUGAGAAAAAUCAAUCAGGUCCUGCUGGUAAUCCUGGUGCUGAUGCUGUACUUGGUCCUGUACAGCUCGCUACACAAAACCUCCAGUCGACACAAAAUUUCAGCUCACUGGAAGAAACUGAGUGAUGCCGUGGCGAAAAAAGUCGAUCGUGUCAUCCCUGUCGUUAUCUGCGCCUCGGAGGAGCGCAUGGGCGCAACCAUGGCGACCAUCAACAGCAUUCGUAGCAACACAAAUGCUAACGUGCUCUUCUAUAUUGUCACGCUACGAGACGCCGUUACACUGACCAGACGCUACAUUGAGGAAAGCCAACUAAAAGGCAUUAAAUAUAAAAUCUUGGAGUUUAAUCCAAUGGUUCUGAAAGGGAAAGUGAACCCUGAUUCCUCCAGACCGGAUCUAUUACAUCCACUCAACUUUGUGCGUUUUUAUCUACCACUGCUUGAAAUGAACCACGAGAGGGUCAUCUACUUAGACGAUGACAUCAUUGUUCAGGGGGACAUUCAGGAUCUGUUUGAAAUCAAACUAAAGCCGCAACACGCUGCUGCUUUCGCCUCCGACUGCGACUUGCCCUCCACUCACGAGAUGGUGGGCAGCGUCGGCAUGCAGACAACCUACAUGGGCUACCUGGACUACAGAAAACAAGAAGUGAGGAACCUUGGGAUCAAUCCCAACGAUUGCUCCUUCAACCCUGGUGUGUUUGUGGCGGAUAUUCGUGAAUGGAAAAAGCAGAAGAUCACCAAGCAGCUCCAGAAGUACAUGGAGGACAAUAUCAAGCUAAACAUCUACAGCAGUGCUAUGGCAGGAGGUGUGGCCACUCCGCCUAUGCUCAUUGUUUUUCACGACAAAUACACCGUGCUGGAUCCGAUCUGGCACGUCAGACAUCUCGGUUGGAGUCCAGAUUCUGGCUAUCCCGAGAGCUUCGUGCAGAAGGCACAACUGCUGCACUGGAACGGCCCAUUCAAACCGUGGGGGUACCCUGCUGUUCACACGGAACGCUGGGAGAAGUGGUUCAUUCCAGAUCCGUCUGGGAAGUUCUCCUUGAUGAGGCCGUAGAGCAAUAAUUAAUGCGGACUGUGGAACAUACCAUAUCGGAGUCACGGGGGGUAUUUUUUAUAUUAUUAUUAAAUAGGAAUAUUUGAAUUUUAUUCAACUUUAUUCACUGCUGUAACAUCUGAAUAUUCCCUCUAGGGAUCAAUAGAUGACAUAAAUAGUAAAACAUAAGCAAAUAUUUAUUAAAGUUAAUAACAUUGUAUGAUUGCCAGUUCCAUACCAUUUAUACGUCUGAUCAAACUGCUAAUCAAAUGGCUAAAAAAAAAUCACACAAAGCUUCAUUUGUUGGAGGAUAGACAAUCGUCUCUUUCAUGGACUUCCUGUUUUUUUUUAACGUGAGAGCCGAUUCACACUCGACACAUUAUUUAUAAUGAUUUAUGAUUUCUAAAGUGCCUCAGUGAUGACUACUCUGAGUUUGACAGAUUGCCCAGUUAGCCCGAAGGAACUACGAAUCCACCUGCGACUUACUAUUUACUCAUGAGAUCAUCAUUUUUGUGAGGUCAUUUUGCGAACGCGUUGGUCAACAACAAAUGAAACAUGUUUUUUUGCAGAAUCUAAUAAAAAAAAAAAUCAAUAGCAACACAACACAAUAGCUUAAUAAAAUAUAAUACACGAGUUGAAA
Syngnathus typhle (broad-nosed pipefish) is the source of this 1820-nucleotide messenger RNA. It is a transcript of the gene glt8d2, whose product is annotated as glycosyltransferase 8 domain containing 2. Bases 143 to 1201 code for a protein of 352 amino acids. NCBI's taxonomy places the organism in Eukaryota, Metazoa, Chordata, Actinopteri, Syngnathiformes, Syngnathidae. Gene Ontology annotation, molecular function: glycosyltransferase activity. The transcript has 10 exons. The record is from RefSeq and is a predicted model, not a curated record. Gene Ontology annotation, cellular component: Golgi apparatus.